This is a messenger RNA of Episyrphus balteatus (marmalade hoverfly), 3592 nucleotides long. It is a transcript of the gene Ube3a, whose product is annotated as ubiquitin-protein ligase E3A. The transcript has 10 exons. Gene Ontology annotation, molecular function: ubiquitin protein ligase activity. Gene Ontology annotation, biological process: protein polyubiquitination. The record is from RefSeq and is a predicted model, not a curated record. NCBI's taxonomy places the organism in Eukaryota, Metazoa, Arthropoda, Insecta, Diptera, Syrphidae. The coding region runs from base 472 to 3381 and encodes 969 amino acids.
GUCUAUAAAUUUUUAUUUGGUCACAGAAACAGAAUGUGGGUGCUGUUGUUAUUUUUCUUUAGAGUUGUUUUACCUUAAAUAAAUAAUAAAAAAGGUUUAAAAUUUCUUAUAGAAUAAUAAAAAAUUCAAUACAUCCAAGUGCAUAAUAAAAUGAACAUUUGAAUUCAAUUCUCAAUAAAAUACCGACUGUACAAAGUAAAAAAAAUAAAAUCAAUAGAGACCCCCGAGACGAGCACAGCAGAAAGCAAAAAGAAAGAACAAAUAAAAAUCAAGAAGAAAAAAAAAACUUCAAAUCAUCGUCGAAAAAAAGAACAAAACAAAGUUAAUUUGUAUUUGAAGAAUUAAUAAAAAAUACAAAAAAAAACGGAUGUGGAUUAAAUCGCUGAUCAAAAAAGUAAUUGCACCCAAACAGCUGGGAAUUAAUAAAGAAUUAAAUUAUUAACUAAAAUAAGGCCGCAGAGGUUUUUUUUGAUGAACUCCGACGGCAAGAACGCAGACGACGAAGCUUCAAGAUUACCUGAAGAAUCGUCGUCUAAUAAUAUCGAAGAAGAACAAUCACAGCAAGCAAAUAUAAAUAAUAUCGUUACCACCACUUCAUCAUCAGACUUAUCACAAUCAUCAACAAAAAAUAAUUUUAACUCAGACAAAAACGCAAUAACGUCACCAACGACGACAGUAACAACACCAACACGUAAUAACGAUACGCCCGACAUGAAACGCACCGCAGUUAAAGAACUAAUAGAACGUUACUUCUAUCAGCUGCAAAAAGGCUGUGGCAAUCCCAAAUGCACGAACAAAUACUGUGCGUCCAGUGGUGAAGUAGAACAAAUGACACCGAAUCAAAUUGCAGCCCGUGCCAUUCAACUAUUCUCACAGGAUGCAAAAUUAUGCGACUCAUAUAGUCAGCCAUCGAAAGUAGCAAGGACAUCGGCUGAUAUGAAUGAAGUACCAUCUUCAAGCAGCCAACUGCCAUCACCAAGUACGAAGUCGAAAACGAUUUCUAACAAUGAGGCUCACACUCAACCAUCAACAUCUAGUCAUUUUCAACUUAAUCCAGACUUAUUUUUAACAAAAAACAAAAAGUCCUGUGAAAAUAUCUCAUCACUCUCCUCGCCCAGUCCAAAAUAUUUGGAUGAAAAAAUUAUUGAUGAUCUUCUAGAAAAAUGCAAACAACAAAACUCCUACACAGAGCUAACCCAAGCUCUGGAUGGAACAUUUUCCAGCUUCGAAUCAUUGAGUAAAAGUUUUGUACAUCAAGAAACCGAAGCCAUAAAUAAACUUCUUGAAAAGGCCGGCAAAUCUGACUUGAAAUCAAUGAAAAAAGAAGAUUUACGCACAUUAGAGGGCGAGACUGACAAAGAUGAAGACAGCAGUGCUGAAAUCGAAGAGAAACCCAAAGAUCCCAGUGAUACGACAGUGGAUUUGCUUAGUCUUCGAAGAUCUCUUAUAAAACUAUUUAAACUUGACAAUUCAGCAAUUGUUGAUUCUAUAAAUGGGGCGAUUGAUGGCCUCUUUAUUGGCUUAUCCGGUGACCUUAGGCUGAAAAAGACUAAUAAUUAUUUGGAAGAAGGCAUGUUGCAUUGUUUUGUAAUUGCAUUUGAAAUUGCUCGAGCUGCAGCUCCAGAUUAUAUCGAACGUGCACUGCCUACUGUAUGUAAAGCCGCAUCUCUAUUAUCAGUUACACUGCGAGCACGACUUGCUAAAAUAUGGGCAAAACAUUCUAAAGACAACCUUCACAGUCUAAUAAUAUCCCUACAGCAGUUGAUAACUCUUGAAGUUAUUAUUGAUAGCGGUCCAGUGCAGGGAAAUGCAUACAUCACAGCAGCAACAAAAACACUUAAAAUUGUAUUUUAUGCCAAUAUUCUUGCUGGUCAAUUGGAGUCUACAAAAGCAGCCGAUGCAGAGUUGGAUGAUGCACCAGCGAAUGCCGAAGAUGAUGAUUAUUUCUUCUAUCAGCAACCAACAAAACCACUUUCACAGAAAUUUCCAGAGGAUAAAUUAGAAGCCGAAUUGGGUGUUUCGGCGAUAGACUGCCGGGUGCCCUUGGUGCCUUUUGAAGAAUUCUACAAUGAACCGUUGAGUGAUGAAAUACAAAUGGAUCGAGAUUACUUGGCAUAUAAGAAUUUGUUACUCGAUGCAAAUGGGGAAGAAUUUGAUUUCACAUUUAUGCUGUAUUCCUUUAUUCUAACGCCGGCGAAAAAAGUGAUAGCCUUGUACUAUGACAGCAGAAUUCGUAUGUACAGCGAACGCAAUCUGUCAAUGUUCACUGCAGUGAAUUAUUUUGGGGGCGACAACGAAAUUGGACCAAGGCCCUAUUUAAAAUUGAAAGUUCGUCGGGAGCACAUUAUAGACGAUGCUCUGGUUGAGUUGGAAAUGGUAGCCAUGGGAAGUCCAAAAGACUUUAAGAAACAACUAGUAGUAGAAUUUGUCGGUGAACAAGGUAUCGACGAAGGAGGUGUAUCAAAAGAAUUUUUUCAAUUAGUCGUAGAGGAAAUUUUCAAUCCCGAUUUUGGUAUGUUUACUUAUCAAGAAGACACGAAGACUGUUUGGUUCAACUCGUCACCUUUCGAAAAUGAGGCCCAAUUUACACUAAUAGGAAUAGUCUUAGGCUUAGCUAUCUACAACAAUAUUAUUUUGGCUGUGAAUUUCCCAAUGGUUGUCUAUCGCAAGCUAAUGGGAGGACAUGGGUCAUUUUAUGACCUUGCCGAUUGGAACCCAACUCUAUAUCGUAGUUUAAAAUCAAUGCUUGAUUAUGAUGGCAGCGAUAUGGAAGAUAUAUUCAUGCAAACCUUCAAAAUAACUUAUAGUAAUGUUUUUGGUGAAACUGUGGAACAUGAACUUAAAGCCAAUGGCGAUGAUAUUGCAGUUAAUCAGGAGAACAAACAAGAGUUUGUUGAUUUGUAUAGUGAUUUCUUGUUGAACAAGAGUAUUGAACGACAGUUUAAGGCGUUUAAAAAAGGUUUUGAAAUGGUUACUGAUGAAUCUCCACUGAAAUUGCUUUUCCGUCCUGAGGAGAUUGAGUUACUUGUUUGUGGUAGUCGAAAUUUUGAUUUUGUAGAGCUGGAAAAAUCUACAGAAUAUGAAGGUGGCUACACUAGCGAUUCGCAAAUUAUCAAAGACUUUUGGAGUAUAGUACAUUCUCUGCCAGAUGAAUCGAAGAGGAAACUCUUAGAAUUUACCACCGGUUCAGAUCGAGUACCUGUGGGUGGUUUGAGUCGUCUGAAAUUGCUCAUUACCCGCCAUGGAUCGGACAGCGAUCGUUUGCCAACGAGUCAUACCUGUUUUAAUGUUUUACUCCUGCCUGAGUAUAGCAACAGAGAAAAAUUAGAAGAAAGAUUACUCAAAGCAAUAAACUAUUCAAAAGGUUUCGGGAUGCUAUAAUGUUUCAAAACAAUCGAAUGCAAAAAACAAAAAGAAAAAACAAAGUUAAUAAUGCGGUGUGUGAAAUGUUUAGAAGUUUGUUUUAUUUCAACAUUGAUUUUAUUUUUAUAUGUCUAAUAAAAGCAAGGCGCGCAGAGUAUAUUUAUAGAAGAAAACAAUAAACAAAGAAAUAUACAUUGUUUGCCUUUUGCUUACAGGUUACAAAUUUAAA